Messenger RNA from Onychostoma macrolepis, 2560 nucleotides. Its product is annotated as tubulin alpha-1D chain-like. The transcript is spliced from 8 exons. Gene Ontology annotation, cellular component: microtubule; cytoplasm. The record is from RefSeq and is a predicted model, not a curated record. Gene Ontology annotation, molecular function: structural constituent of cytoskeleton; GTP binding. Bases 585 to 1934 code for a protein of 449 amino acids. Gene Ontology annotation, biological process: mitotic cell cycle; microtubule cytoskeleton organization. Lineage: Eukaryota; Metazoa; Chordata; Actinopteri; Cypriniformes; Cyprinidae.
UGCAGCGACUGAGGUCUUUGGGCUUGGUUUCUCUCUUGCCUGACUUACAGCCGUCUGUUUCCAGCUGCGCUGCCUGCUCUUUAGCUUUACGGCUGCGCUUCCACUUCAUCCGUCGGUUCUGGAACCAAAUCUUCACCUGGACCAUCCUAGUCAGCUCACAGAUUCAUCCAGGGCUGUAUGUGUGUGUGGCUGUCAGAGACUGACAUACCAAUAACAGAGGCUUCCAGAUCAACAAAUGUGGCUCACUGGAUGCGUUUGCCAGCACACUUCUCACUGAAGAAGGUGGUAAAGGGGUCAUCAUGUUCAUCAGCAGCUGGAAAUCUGGCCAGAAAGAAAGAAUAAACAAAGCUUUGCCUAAGCAGAAGAUACUCAGGCUAAGGUUACAAGAAAAAGGACGUGAUGCAAUUUUCAGGAAGCCACAUAAAAGAAAAAUUUAAGAUAGUAUCUACAUCAGCAGCUUCUCUGAUUACAAAGAACACUGUUACCGCACGAUGCUCCAGGUAUAAAUAUGCUCUGUGUCAGACUGUGACACAUUUAGAGCUUCAUUCCGAACCCUGAGCAUCGGCUGGAAGACAAAAUACAACAUGCGUGAGUGCAUUUCCGUCCAUGUUGGCCAAGCUGGAGCACAGAUUGGAAAUGCAUGCUGGGAGCUUUACUGUCUGGAGCACGGUAUCCAGCCGGAUGGACAGAUGCCCAGUGAUAAGACAAUAGGAGGAGGAGACGAUUCCUUCAACACCUUCUUCAGUGAGACGGCUUCAGGAAAACAUGUUCCACGUGCCAUCUUUGUUGAUCUGGAACCCACUGUGAUUGAUGAAGUACGGACAGGCACCUACCGCCAGCUCUUUCACCCAGAACAGCUCAUCACGGGAAAAGAGGACGCUGCCAAUAACUAUGCCAGGGGACACUACACCAUUGGCAAGGAGAUCAUUGAUUCAGUCCUAGAUCGUAUCCGCAAACUGUCUGAUCAGUGCACUGGCCUCCAAGGUUUCCUGGUGUUCCACAGCUUUGGUGGAGGUACUGGCUCUGGCUUCACCUCCCUGCUGAUGGAGCGUCUCUCUGUCGAUUACGGCAAGAAGUCCAAGCUGGAGUUUGCCAUCUAUCCUGCUCCUCAAGUGUCCACAGCAGUGGUGGAGCCCUACAACUCCAUCCUGACCACCCACACCACCCUGGAGCACACUGACUGUGCCUUCAUGGUGGACAAUGAAGCCAUCUAUGACAUCUGCCGUAAAAACCUGGACAUCGAGCGUCCGACUUACACUAACCUCAACAGGCUUAUCGGGCAGAUCGUGUCCUCCAUCACGGCCUCGCUGAGAUUUGACGGAGCUCUGAAUGUGGAUCUCACCGAGUUCCAGACCAACUUGGUGCCCUACCCACGUAUUCAUUUCCCUCUGGCUACAUACGCUCCUGUGAUCUCUGCUGAAAAGGCGUAUCAUGAGCAGCUCUCUGUGGCUGACAUAACCAACGCCUGCUUUGAGCCGUCUAAUCAGAUGGUGAAGUGUGAUCCUCGUCAUGGUAAAUACAUGGCCUGCUGUCUUCUCUAUCGUGGAGAUGUGGUGCCCAAAGACGUCAACUCUGCCAUCGCUGCCAUUAAGACCAAACGCACCAUCCAGUUUGUUGACUGGUGUCCCACUGGAUUCAAAGUAGGUAUCAACUAUCAGCCUCCAACUGUGGUUCCUGGUGGAGAUCUGACCAAAGUUCAGAGAGCCGUUUGCAUGCUGAGCAACACUACAGCUAUUGCUGAGGCCUGGGCUCGUCUAGAUCACAAGUUUGACCUGAUGUAUGCCAAGAGAGCCUUUGUGCACUGGUAUGUGGGUGAAGGAAUGGAGGAAGGAGAGUUUUCAGAAGCCAGAGAAGAUUUGGCAGCUCUGGAGAAGGAUUAUGAAGAAGUCGGCACUGACAGCGUUGGAGAUGAUGAGGACGGAGUGGAAUUUUAAAUACAGUUUGUUUGUAAUCUCAGGGUAAUCUGAUUUUAUCUUCAUCUUCUAAAAUGCAGCAUUUUAGUGUUUUUGGGGGCUAUUUGGUAUCACUUCAUAAAGAGAUUAGAAGUUAACAUAACAUAAAAUAUUAAUGAAGAAUAUCUUUACAGCAUUUAUUAAUCUUUGGUCAUUUCUACAUAUAUUAAUACAUUUAAACAUUUUAAGUUGUUUAAAUUAACAUAUGUUAAUAAAUUGUUAACAUGCAUAUGAUCAAUAAUAGCAAUAUUUUAAUUCACCAAGAUUAAUAAAUGGUGUAAAAACUUGCAUUGUUAGUUCAUUAUACUUAAUGUUCAUGCAUUAACUAAAUGUUCCUAAUUCUUUUUCUGCUUUUUAUGUCUUAUGCAAAAAUUAGAUCUAUUAAAAAAGUACAAUUGAAAUUAAGCCAUUAAAAAGUCUGGUGACAAGCUCUUUCUACAAAUGUGUUGUUAUUUGCACUCCUUUCAUGAAAUACAGUUGGACAUGUUAUCUGUUUAAUAUCUGUAUAUAUUUGCACAUGCAAAAGUGAUAAAGGCCUACAUGCAAAACAGAAUGUUUCCCAUCACGACACCCUUCCCCCCACCGGUGUCUAUGCAGCACAAAAAUGA